AUGGGAAAAACGAGCAAAGUCAAGAAGACAAAAGCUGGCACAUCAACCGGAAAUGUUCAGUCCCUGCCAUUCAACACCGACAAAGGACAGCAUAUUCUGAAAAAUCCGGGCGUUGUGAACGCAAUCGUCGAGAAAUCAGCAUUAAAAUCCACAGAUACAGUGCUGGAAGUGGGUCCGGGAACAGGAAAUUUGACUGUGAAGAUGCUGGAAGUGGCUAAGACCGUGAUCGCAUGUGAAAUCGAUCCUAGAAUGAUUGCUGAGGUCAAGAAGAGAGUUAUGGGAACCCCCCUCCAAACCAAACUUCAAGUCAACGGAGGUGAUGUCAUGAAGCAGGAAUGGCCAUUUUUUGAUGUGUGCGUCGCAAAUCUUCCAUAUCAAAUUUCUUCGCCAUUCGUACAGAAAUUGCUUCUGCACAGACCACUUCCAAGAUACGCCGUUCUCAUGUUCCAAAAAGAGUUCGCCGACCGUCUGGUGGCUCGUCCGGGCGACAAGGACUACAGUAGACUGUCUGUCAACGUUCAGCUGCUAGCCAAAGUGGAAAUGCUGAUGAAAGUGAAGCGAACCGAGUUCCGUCCACCGCCAAAAGUCGACUCGGCUGUGGUCCGGAUCGCGCCGAAGAAUCCACCGCCGCCAGUGAAUUUUGUGGAAUGGGAAGGACUCCUCCGUCUAUGCUUUAUGCGAAAAAACAAGACUCUCCUGGCGAUUUUCCGUCUUUCCAACGUGAUUGAAGUCAUCGAGGAUAACUAUCGAAAAGUUUGCAGUAUGAAGAACAAGCCCCUCCCCAAGGAUUUCAACAUGAAAAAGCUGAUCGAGGAGACGUUGACCGCGUCCGGCUACGCUGAAAAUCGAGCCCGAAAAAUGCGAGUCGAGGACUUUUUGGCACUUCUUCUCGCCUUUAACAAAGCCGAUAUUCACUUUUUGUCUUGA
Caenorhabditis briggsae is the source of this 927-nucleotide messenger RNA. NCBI's taxonomy places the organism in Eukaryota, Metazoa, Nematoda, Chromadorea, Rhabditida, Rhabditidae. Gene Ontology annotation, biological process: rRNA methylation. Bases 1 to 927 code for a protein of 308 amino acids. Gene Ontology annotation, molecular function: rRNA (adenine-N6,N6-)-dimethyltransferase activity. The record is from RefSeq and is a predicted model, not a curated record. The transcript has 6 exons. Gene Ontology annotation, cellular component: mitochondrial matrix.